Messenger RNA from Eufriesea mexicana, 1673 nucleotides. RefSeq names its product alpha-tocopherol transfer protein. Gene Ontology annotation, cellular component: membrane. The transcript is spliced from 6 exons. NCBI's taxonomy places the organism in Eukaryota, Metazoa, Arthropoda, Insecta, Hymenoptera, Apidae. The record is from RefSeq and is a predicted model, not a curated record. Gene Ontology annotation, molecular function: phosphatidylinositol bisphosphate binding. Bases 408 to 1337 code for a protein of 309 amino acids.
AGCAGCCACGGGGAAAAAAGAGGACGAAGCAGGAAGCGAAUGAACGGUGUCAAAUGACCGAGGCGCAAGCCAGGCCCUCCAGGAAGCGGUGUCAGCACGACGAGCAUUCGUGCGUCGUUGGGUUGUGCCACAAUCGGCGUGCAACUUUCUCGCUCGCAGAUUUACAAACACGGAAGAGGCAUGAAACCGGCUGAGUAGGUUCUCCAGUGGUCGCAGUGCACGCAGGAUCGCGCUAGCGCACGGAUCGCAUCACGUCCUUGACGAAACAGCCUCACAAGGGUGACGAGAACCCGUCGAAUGGCAGGAUCCAGGGCCCUAGACUGAGGAACGAGAUCCUUCUGCAGGAGGAUUCACUGGGAAAGAGCGAAGUCGAUGUUGGAAAGCGCGGCAAUAUCGAUCUGAACGGGAUGCCGGAGCUGAAGGACGAUCAGGUCCAGGUGAACGACGAAGAGGUGUGCCUGGAUCUCGGGGAACCCUCGCCGGAAGUGAUGGAGUACGCGAGGAGGGAGCUGGGAGAGACGGAUGACGUGAAGUGCAGGACUCUUCAGGAACUGAGGGAUAUGAUUUACGAAAGAGGAGAGUGCCUGCCGCACCGGAUGGACGACGAUUUUCUCAUCAGAUUCCUGAGGUCGAGGAACUUCAACGUGAAUCGGGCACAUAGAUUGAUCGUGAACUACUGCAACUUCAAGGAGGAGCACCCGGAGAUCCAUCAGGACGUGAGUCCAGUGGAGAUGAAGCACAUAGGCGAGGACGACGUGAUGACAGUGCCAGCGUAUAGGACCCAGUGUGGCAGAAGGAUGAUGAUAUAUCGACUGGGAAACUGGGACCCGAGGAAGUACCCAGUGGAAGAGCUGUUCAAAGCCACUGUCAUCAUCCUGGAGCUCGGAGUGCUGGAGCCCAGGGCUCAGAUCCUCGGCGGCGUGGCCAUUUUCGAUCUGGAGGGCAUCACGAUGGCGCAUGCGUGGACCAUCACUCCUCAGAUCGCCAGCAUGGUGAUAGCACUGAUGGUGUCAGCGUUCCCGAUGAUAACCCACGCUAUACACAUCCUGCACCAAUCCUGGGUGUUCGACGUGAUAUUCUCGGUGUUCAAGCCACUGUUGGACGUGAGGAUGCAGAACAAGAUCUUCUUCCACGGCAGCAACAUGGACAGCCUGCACAAGCACAUCUCGCCGUCGCAUUUGCCGAAGAAGUACGGCGGGACCAGGGAGGAAUUGGCUUACUAUAAAUGGAUCGACAACCUCAGCAAAGUGCCUCAAAUCGUCAAAGAGAUGAAGCAGCUAGGUUAUAUAGUCCCGGAGGAGAUGCAGAAGCAGUUAGACCAAUUGGUCGAGGAUUGAAUUAGGACGUGCCUCAGGGACUCCGUCUCGAGCUGAAUAUCAGCUCCCAUUCUUGAUUAACAUACAAGCGUACUCGAUUCACCGUAGCUCAUAGACAUGUCUGUCCAGUCGGGGUCCUAGGAUCCUUGACUCUCCUAUUACUCUCACCUUUUAUAUUCGCCCCUCCUCUCAGAGGAUGCAUUUUUACUCGGAACACGUAUUGUAACCGCGGUGCAACCCAACUAUAUGUCUUGCACACGCUAUCUAUCGUGCGUUUUUAUGUUUUGUAAGGUCCAACGAUCUUCGAGCUCCCCAUCCAGGGGCCGAGGUAUCGAUUAAACGUUUUCAGGAAAGAAA